Messenger RNA from Limulus polyphemus (Atlantic horseshoe crab), 1968 nucleotides. RefSeq names its product PAS domain-containing serine/threonine-protein kinase-like. Gene Ontology annotation, biological process: negative regulation of glycogen biosynthetic process; protein phosphorylation; intracellular signal transduction. The annotation marks the transcript as partial. The transcript is spliced from 3 exons. The record is from RefSeq and is a predicted model, not a curated record. Gene Ontology annotation, cellular component: cytosol; nucleus; cytoplasm. NCBI's taxonomy places the organism in Eukaryota, Metazoa, Arthropoda, Merostomata, Xiphosura, Limulidae. Gene Ontology annotation, molecular function: protein serine/threonine kinase activity; ATP binding.
CUGGAGAGGUGUAGGACUAUUAAAGGAAUGGUUUCAUUACUUUAUUCCUAGGUACCGAGGACCAGAGCUUGAAAUGUGGGCUCUGGGGGUGACACUUUACACAUUGAUAUUUGGAGAAAACCCUUUCUUUGAUGUAGAAGAAACCAUUGCUGGCAUUCUUAAGCCACCCUUUCAAGUGUCUAAUGACCUGAUGGACUUAAUUUCCUGGUUGCUUCAUCCUGAUCCAAACCAGCGUGCUACGUUACUUGAGGUUGAAAAACACAGGUGGACCAAUCAGCCUGUCUCUCCAGAGUCAUACAAGUUUGGAGAAGUUGUACAAUCUGCUCCAGAAGAACAUUGCCCUCCAGUGUAUUACGAGUGUGAAACUUCUCGCUCCGUGUCAGUAUUAAACUCCGAUAGCAUGUACACGUCUUCCACGAACCCAGUACAAUCUUCGUGUUACAGCAGUUCGUCACCUUUGGAAGAACAAGACAGUGUUUCUUAAAGACACAGUGUACAAUAAAUGUGUAGUGGAUUUAUAACUGUACAUGUAUUUUAAGUAGGACAGAAGUUAAGUAGAACAUGGAUUUAUAGCUGUACAUGUAUAUUAAGUAGGACAGAAGUUAAGUAUAACAUGGGAAGUUGUGUAAAAAUAUGUUGGUUUUAACUGUGUUAUAUUUUAAUCACUUGUAUAAAAUAAUUUUUAUCCAUCUACAAUUGUGUAAGAAACAAGUACAAGUAUUUAAUCUGUUUACCAGUGUAGUUAGUUUGUAGUAACAUUAUUCUAAUAGUUUAUAAUUAUUAUAACCAGAUUCCACAAAGCUGUCUUCUAAACAUUUAACAAUACGUACAUAGCUGUAUUUCAAUACCCAAACAAUAUUAACCUCAUUCACGCAUGGUGCCUACUAAUAGCUGAGCAAUAUUAACCUCAUUCACACAUGGCUCUUUACUAAUAACUGAGCAAUAUUAACCUCAUUCACAUAUGGCUCUUUACUAAUAGCUGAGCAAUAUUAACCUCAUUCACAUAUGGCUCUUUACUAAUAGCUGAGCAAUAUUAACCUCAUUCACACAUGACUAUUUACUAAUAGCUGAGCAAUAUUAACCUCAUUCACACAUGGCUAUUUACUAAUAACUGAGCAAUAUUAACCUCAUUCACACAUGGCUAUUUACUAAUAACUGAGCAAUAUUAACCUCAUUCACACAUGGCUAUUUACUAAUAACUGAGCAAUGUUAACCUCCUUCACAUGUGGCUAUUUACUAAUAGCUGAGCAAUGUUAACCUCAUUUAUGUGGCUAUUUACUAAUAGCUGGGCGAUGUUAACCUCAUUUGCAUAUAGCUAUUUACUAAUAACUGGGCGAUGUUAACCUCAUUUGCAUAUGGCUAUUUACUGAUAACUGAGCCAAUGUUAACCUCAUUCACAUAUGGCUAUUUACUGAUAACUGAGCAAUGUUAACCUCAUUUGCAUAUGGCUAUUUACUAAUAGCUGAGCAAUAUUAACCUCAUUCACGCAUGGUACCUACUAAUAACUGAGCAAUAUUAACCUCAUUCACAUAUGGCUAUUUACUAAUAACUGAGCAAUAUUAACCUCAUUCACAUGUGGCUAUUUUCUAAUAAUUUAACAAUACCACAUUCUCCAAUGGUUGCCUUCUAACAGCUGAAUAAUACUGAAUUCAUUCUUUAUUGUGAUUUAAAGGUGUUUACGCAGCCAAAUUCAUUAAGUUGUUUUCUUGUCAUCAAGUGACACAGAUAAUUAAUCUAUACUUAAUCAGAUUCAGAAUGAUUGUUUAUAUAGUCUGCUGUGUCAGUUCAGUGCCACAAGUCCAGUCUGUGUAUACAUGUUUUAACCUCAAAGCUGGUUUGUGUGUUUUAUGUAUCCUCUGGUUAUAUUAAUAUAACAAGAACUGUAUUUUACAUAUUAUACCAGCUGUGUAAUGUAUAAAAUAAAUGUUUACUUAGCUGUGUUUGUAAUAAACCUUUACUUAAUGGACA